This is a messenger RNA of Fusarium coffeatum, 609 nucleotides long. RefSeq lists its product as uncharacterized. NCBI's taxonomy places the organism in Eukaryota, Fungi, Ascomycota, Sordariomycetes, Hypocreales, Nectriaceae. The transcript has a single exon. The record is from RefSeq and is a predicted model, not a curated record. The coding region runs from base 1 to 609 and encodes 202 amino acids.
AUGUCAGGCGCAGAAGUACUGGGCAUCGUCUCUGGCGCGAUCACUCUCAUCGAAGCCUCUAUCAAACUAUAUAAGACCGCCAAAGACUCUUCAGGCCUACCUCCCCAUCUUCGAGAUGCGGCUACUCGCCUCCCACUGAUCCAAAGUAGCCUUCAGACGGCAGCUGAACGCAUACAACAGGACCGCCAACCGGAAUCAUAUGCCGCUCUGGAAGCGGUUUUGCAAGCAUGCAGCGACAGAGCCGCACAGCUUUAUCAGAUAUUCGAGGCUAUGGUCCCUCGUACGGGUGCGACGCGGACGCAGCGAUAUGUCAGAGCUGUGAGAUCGUUUCCUCAAGUCGACAGAGCCAACGCGCUGGUUGAGGAAAUUCUUGCGGACUUGCAAGUUCUCACACUGGAUCAUGUUGUCAAAUCUGGAGCAAGAAGUGAUUCGACAAGUAUCGGAAUGAGGCGAGAUGUGCAAGGAGAGGCUGUGGUGACGCUACACAAUGCUGGUAUUGGGAAGCAGUAUGUUCACACGGGACAAGGAGACCAAAAUAUUGCGAACGGUAAAGCUACGCAGUUGAAUGGGAGUUUCAAUGGUGGGACAUUUAAUUUCACCCAGUUAUGA